GUGAGACUGUGGGAUCCAUCAACUGGAAAAUCCAUAGGUAGCCCACUAACAGGACAUUCACAAUGUAUAACAUGUUUGGUAUGGGAACCUAUUCAUUUGAAUCCAAAAUGUAGCAGGUUAGCUUCCUCAUCUAAGGAUGGUACAAUUCGAGUUUGGGACACGGUAACUCGUCGUGUCUCCAUUACAAUGUCUCAACAUACUAGUGCUGUCACUUGUAUCAAAUGGGGUGGUGAGGGACUAUUGUAUUCUUCUAGUCGUGAUAAAACUAUAAAAAUCUGGGAUACUACUCAA
This is a messenger RNA of Entrophospora sp. SA101, 291 nucleotides long. The record is from the annotation of a GenBank genome assembly. Lineage: Eukaryota; Fungi; Glomeromycota; Glomeromycetes; Entrophosporales; Entrophosporaceae.